Argiope bruennichi is the source of this 528-nucleotide messenger RNA. RefSeq lists its product as uncharacterized. Bases 1 to 528 code for a protein of 175 amino acids. Lineage: Eukaryota; Metazoa; Arthropoda; Arachnida; Araneae; Araneidae. The record is from RefSeq and is a predicted model, not a curated record. The transcript has a single exon.
AUGGGUAAUGAAUUACCCAAAAGUAAAGAGAAUGCUAUUUGUGAGGAGCAUUAUGCGAGAACACAUAGAAGAGAUGAGACAGGAAAAUAUACUGUGGCAAUGCCAUUUAAAGAGCAUUGGUCAUGUCUAGGGAAUUCAAGGGAUAUUGCUCUAAAACGACUCGAAUCGCUGUGGACUUGCCUGUCUAGAGACCAAAAAUAUCUGAAACUGUAUUCUGAUUUUCUGAAGGAGUAUGAGGAGUUAGGCCACAUGAGCGAGAUACAAGAUGAAAGUGUUGAACCUGAAGUGACAUAUUAUAUGCCUCAUCAUGGCAUCUAUAGGCCUCAAAAAACGACGACUAAACUACGUACUGUGUUUAAUGCGUCCACCUUGACUAGUAGUGGAAAAUCGCUCAACUCAAUUCAGUAUAGCGGCGGAGUGAUUCAAGACGAUCUAUUUACAUUGCUAAUUAGAUUCAGAAAGUAUAUAUUUGCAUUUACUGCAGAUAUUCGUCAGAUGUAUCGUAUGAUCAAUAUAGAUAAGAGUUAA